Cylicostephanus goldi is the source of this 482-nucleotide messenger RNA. NCBI's taxonomy places the organism in Eukaryota, Metazoa, Nematoda, Chromadorea, Rhabditida, Strongylidae. The record is from the annotation of a GenBank genome assembly.
AUGACCAUCAAGACUGUUCAAGAGAACUUGCGCUCAAUUUUGGAGUCUACCAGAUACGACUCAGAAGACGAGAGGGUCUCUGCUAUCCUAGCUGCCCUCAUCGAUGAAGCCAUUUUCAGUGUUGCUCAUAAUGUUCCUCGAUUAGGAGAUUAUAGGGUGGCGUAUGAUGUACAAAGUGAAUGCUUCUGGGUUCGAUCAGGUUUCAUGUUUCUAUAUGAUGUGAAAGAAAUAGGAAGCAAUGAUAUCACACGAAAAAUACGCAAAAACCCAAAGUUUAUUGGCGAUGACAGGCGUAAACUUGGCGAACUGGCAUUUGUCUCACGCGAUCAGCUUGCCGUUCAGUUAAGAUCUCGGGAACCUCUGGCGUCCUUACAUUCACUGGAAAGUGAGGAGGCUUGUCAGCCAGUUUUUCCCUCAGAAGUUGAUGUCGAUAACGAUGUGUUGUACUCCCCGAAGGUUGGUAUCUUCAGUAGCACAUAAUU